Penicillium lagena is the source of this 1371-nucleotide messenger RNA. RefSeq names its product putative UDP-galactose transporter. Gene Ontology annotation, biological process: pyrimidine nucleotide-sugar transmembrane transport. Gene Ontology annotation, cellular component: Golgi membrane. The record is from RefSeq and is a predicted model, not a curated record. NCBI's taxonomy places the organism in Eukaryota, Fungi, Ascomycota, Eurotiomycetes, Eurotiales, Aspergillaceae. Bases 1 to 1371 code for a protein of 456 amino acids. Gene Ontology annotation, molecular function: UDP-galactose transmembrane transporter activity. The transcript has 4 exons.
AUGGCAGACCGCGCUCAACGCCAGUCGUCGUGGCUGCGGGCCACGACGAAGAAUACCCCGUGGAUCUUGCUGACGGUGCAGACCACGGGUUUCGUGUUGUUAUCCCAUUACUCUCGAGUGAUGCCCCCCGCCGGCGGCAAACGCUAUCUCACCUCCACCGCCGUCUUCGUGAACGAAGUGAUCAAGCUCGCCCUCUCCCUCACCAUGGCCCUCUACGACGUCUCCAAAACCGCUCCACCAUCCAUGCCCGCCACCUCCCUCUUCUUCUCCCUGACCAACGCGGUGUUUUCAGGCGACUCCUGGAAGCUAGCGAUCCCCGCCGGGUUCGAGGUGCUAUCCAACUCCCUCCAGUACAUUGCGUUGUCGAACUUGCGGGCCGCCACGUUCCAGGUGACGUUCCAAUUGAAGUUUUUCACGAUGGCUGUCUUCGGGCUGAUGCUCCUCAGACGGAGCAUUGGGGCCCGCAAGUGGGGGUUGCUUCUCCUUCUCCUGGUGGGCGUGGCGCUGGUGCAGAUCCCCGAUGCCAACUCCGAGCAGAUGGCCCUCCAGGAUGAGAGUGCAAGCGUGCACUUCCCGCGCUCAUUGGAGGAGUGGAAGGCUGUUAAAGGGGUAGCGGCGAAUAUGCAUAAACGCUCUGCGACCUAUGAGGGCAUUGAGGACGAUAUCCAGACGGCUGAUCCACACCUGGACUCGACCGUUGGCCUGCUCGCAGCUAUUGGGGCCUCGGUGGCCUCAGGUUUUGCGAGCAUCUACUUUGAGAAAGUGCUCAAGGAUAGCUCUGCGAGCGUGUCUCUUUGGAUUCGCAAUGUGCAAUUGGCCUUCUACUCCGCCUUCCCGGCUCUCUUCAUUGGAGUUGUGUUCCGGGAUGGCGAGAAAAUCGCCAAUGAUGGCUUCUUCCAGGGAUAUAAUUGGGCCGUGUGGUCUGCCAUCGGCUUGCAAGCCCUGGGUGGUCUCAUCUCGGGCUUCUACAUCACUCAUGCUCAGCGAGAUGCCAGGAGCUUUGCCACGACCGGCAGUAUCAUCUUGAGCAUCCUGGGCAGCAUUUGGUUCUUUGAUUUUGAGCUUACUGGGAGUUUCAUCCUUGGUGCUGCUGCGGUGCUGGUCAGCACACAUUACUACGGCAACCCUAGCUUCAGCCCUGGAAGCAUCCGCCCACCUCCAAUCCAGGUGGACAGCUACGAAAAGGAUUCCACGGGAGAGCAGGGCUCUCCUGUCUCGAACUCGCCCAACGACUUCUCCAUCAAGCUCCCCAGCACCCCAUUCCUGUCGGAUGGCAUGUCCAGCUCCCGUCCUAACUCCCCGGGUCCCGGCCAUACUCGCGUCAGCUCCAGUCGCAAUGUGAGUGCCAGCAACUACCUCGACAAGAAUUAG